Molecule: messenger RNA, 2746 nt
Organism: Rubroshorea leprosula
Lineage: Eukaryota; Viridiplantae; Streptophyta; Magnoliopsida; Malvales; Dipterocarpaceae
Source: the annotation of a GenBank genome assembly
AAGAUUGGAUGUAGGAUUAAAUGAGGGUGGAUAGCACUGUUUGCGGGGCCAAGAGUCUUUUGAAGGGGAGAUGGUUGAUUUUAACACUUGGCACAAGGAAGUUUACUUUGAGCCCACUGUCCUGUGUGGCGAAAUUGACAAGAUAUCAACGUUCAGAGCUAGUCAGUUAGAAGAUGGUGACAUUAUUUGCUUUCAAAAAUCCCUUCGUGUUGAAAGUACUGAACAAUUCCGCUAUCCAGAUGUGCCUUCAUUUUUAGAAUAUGUGCAUAAUUUCCAAGUUGUACACUUUCGGUCUCUGGAAAAACCAAAGGAAGAUGAUUUUUGUGUGGAGAUGUCAAAGCUUUGUAAAUAUGAUGACGUUGUUGAAAACGUAGCUCAGCAACUUGGUUUGGAUGAUCCAUCCAAAAUUAGGCUUACAGCUCAUAACUGUUUCUCGCAGCAACCUAAGCCUCAGCCUAUUAAGUAUCGAGGAGUUGACAGUUUGUCUGAUAUGCUAGUUUGCUACAAUCAGGCAUCUGAUAUUUUAUACUAUGAAGUAUUGGACAACCCUCUUCCAAAAUUGCAAUGUUUGAAAAGCCUGAAAGUAGAAUUUCAUCAUGCUACUAAGGAUGAGGUCAUUAUUCAUUUUAUCAGGCUACCAAAACAGAGCACUGUAGGUGAUGUGCUUAAGGAUCUCAAAACAAAGGUCGAGUUGUCUCAUCCUAAUGCAGAACUCAGGUUGCUUGAAGUUUUCGAUCACAAGAUCUAUAAGAUUUUCCCACCCAAUGAGAAGAUUAAGAAUAGAAAGGAUCAAUACUGGACAUUGCAGGCAGAAGAGAUUCCAGAAGAAGAGAAAAAUCUUGGUCCUAAUGAUUGCCUUAUUCAUGUAUACCACUUUACCAAAGAUACAGCUCAGAAUCAGAAGCAAAUUCAGAACUUUGGGGAGCCUUUUUUCUUGGUAAUACAUGAAGGUGAGACUUUGGCUGAAAUAAAACUGCGAAUACAGAAGAAACUGCUAGUUGAAGAUGAAGAAUUUGCAAAGUGGAAGUUUGCAUUCUUAUCACUUGGCCGUGGCCGUCCAGAAUAUCUUCAAGAUUGCGAAAUUUUGUCCAGUCGUUUCCUGAAAAGAAAUUUGUUUGGUGCUUGGGAACAGCAUCUUGGAUUAAAGCACCCUGACAAUGCUCAUAAGAGAUAUUAUACUGCUAAUAAGGAAAGGUUGAAGAAAGAACAUGAAGAAAAAUUACUCAAAAAGAAGAAGGCAGAAGCACAGCUUUCUACCAUAAUAAAGGUUGCACGAGAUGAAGAUCUUGGAGAGCAGAUUGGAAGGGACAUUUAUUUUGAUCUUGUGGAUUAUGACAAAGUCUGGAGUUUCCAUUUUGAAAAGCGGACACCUUUUAAUGUUUUUAAGGAGGAAGCUGCUAAAGUGUUUGGAAUACCUGUGCAAUUUCAACGUUUUUGGCUGUUGGCUAAGCGUGAAAACCAUACAUGCCGCCCAAAGCUACCAUUGACACAUCUUGAUGAAACACGACCUCUAGGAACACUAGUGGAGUUUUCAAAUAAGGCUCAGAGUGCAGAACUGAAGUUGUUCCUGGAAGUUGAGCUUGGACUGGAUUUGCAGCCAAUUGCUCCACCAGAUAAGGCAAAGAAAGAUAUUUUGCUUUUCUUCAAGCACUACAAUCCUGAGAAAAAAGAGCUACGUUAUGUUGGAAGGCUUUUUGUGAAGCGUACUGGAAAGCCAACAGAAAUCUUGUCAAGAUUAAAUGAAAUGGCAGGCUAUUCUCCAGAUGAAGAGAUUGAUCUUUUUGAGGAAAUUAAGUUUGAGCCCAUUGUCAUGUGUGAGCCAAUUGACAAGAAAAUUACAUUUGGAGCUAGUCAGCUUGAAGAUGGUGACAUUAUUUGCUUUCAAAAGUCCCUUCCAGUUGAAAGCACUGAAAAAUUCCGCUAUCCAGAUGUUUGCUCAUUUUUGGAGUAUGUACAUAAUCGCCAAGUUGUACACUUUCGGUAUCUGGAAAACCCAAAGGAAGAUGAUUUUUGUCUGGAGAUGUCAAAGGCUGAUACAUAUGAUAACGUCGUUGGAAAAGUAGCUCAGCAACUUGGUUUGAAAGAUCCAUCCAAAAUCAGGCUUACAGCUCACAACUGUUACUCUCAGCAACCCAAGCCACAGCCCAUUCAGUAUCGUGGAGUGGAUCGUUUAUCUGAUAUGCUUGUUCACCAUAAUAGGUCAUCAAGUAUAUUAUACUACGAAGUAUAGGCAAAUGUCACCAAGCAUUGAGGUGGCAUCCGCACCCUGCAGCAUUUGGCUAUUUAUUUUGCUGUUGUCUUCGAGUAUAUAUAUACACAUCUCUAUGUUGAACAAACCUGACAUGUACUGCUUUCUGUUCCCCUCUGGGAAACCUCCAAGAACUGAAGUACCUGCUUGGUGUGGUUUAGAUAAAUCAAUCAUGAAAGUAGAGAGUGAUUUCUCUAUGCUUUUAUAAUGUCAAAAUAUAACAUUGCUAGAUGUUUUAACAAAUUUCUUAUAUUAAGAAAAAUUAGUUGUACCUAUUCCUUUAGAAAUCUUGAUGAUUGCUGCCAACAUUUGUCUACCCUUCCAUUUUUGCUUUCGUCUAUCAUCUGUCCGUCUGUUCCCAUUGACAGAAAAAUGGAUGGAGGACCGACUCAUGUAUAGACGACAAAGUAUGGAUGGACAGAUGAACGACAGAUUUACGUAAAAAAGUAUGGAUGGAUAGAUGAACGAGAGACUUACGUAUAAACAUUUAGGCAUUUU